Molecule: messenger RNA, 5721 nt
Organism: Centruroides sculpturatus (bark scorpion)
Lineage: Eukaryota; Metazoa; Arthropoda; Arachnida; Scorpiones; Buthidae
Product: puratrophin-1-like
Exons: 26
Coding region: 460-5358 (1632 amino acids)
Molecular function (GO): guanyl-nucleotide exchange factor activity
Source: RefSeq, a predicted model, not a curated record
ACCGACUAACCGACAUAUUCCACCUGUCCUCGAUCGAUAGUAAGCUUCAAAAAGCAUCAAAACUACGAGUGCGCCAGUUGCAGGAAGGAUUGCCAAACUCGUUUUGUACACACAAGAAGUAAAAACGAAAUUCGUAUUAAAUUCGAAUUUAUAGCCAAGAUCGAGCCGUUCCGAUAAACUUCUUCGCAUGGAUGUAAUACCAGAACGAAAUCCAGUAAUUAACUGACUCAACGGAGCGGUUCGGCUCGUCUAUAACUCACAGUCGUUCUCCCUCUUGUAGAGUGGACUUGCCUAACCGGCAUCUCUCGUUGGUUCCCGAGAAAAUUUGUUAGAAUCUACUACCUACUGUCUAGUUCAGUCGGUUGUUUUUAGUUUGUGUUGUGAUUUACCAUUGGAUUACUCUAACUGUAGCCAAUAAACAAAAACAUUACAUAAUUGGGACUUAGCUAUUUUCCAUUAAUGAUAAUGGAGGAAGACACGAUACCGGAUGGGACCCUCGAUAUAAAGGAAACGAGACCCUCUAGCCAAGAUUUUUCCAAAUGUAGCACCGCUGAGGAUUUUUGGCCCCCGACGUCGUUCGAUGGCGAAAAACCCAAUCAAUCUCGCAUCCGUCGAAAUAAUUCCUCUCCAGAAACCUGUCCACAACCAGCUGCAGGCUCAAAUCUGACUCGAUCUCAUUCCUUCAUUCGUCGGAAUGUAUCUUCUCCUUCUCUCAGGAGCUUCGAUACCAAUGAUGGAACAGUGAAAUCUAAAUUGCUGAAAGCCUCAAGGUUAUCUUCUAGCAGGAGUGCCAUUCAUCUGUGGAAAUUAACAGAGAGACCUAGCGAAGUAGCCAUCCGUACAGAAUCCGCCAUUGGUUCUCUUUACGAACCAUUCGAAGACGUCAAGAUCCAAUUAGUGAGGCAAGCUAGAGAAGUAUUGUUAUGUCGAUAUCAAGGAGAUUAUUGGAAAUUCUGUCAAAGGUUCUUGCAACCCGUUUCUCUUCUACUUAAUGAAUUGAAGUCCAAAGUACAAUGUCGCUCAAACUGUAUUCAAAAAUCAAAAGGUUGGCCUCUGCACUUUAAUCGCCGAGUACUCAUUCAUUUGGGAGAACUUGAUGAAGCCAUUUUAAAGUGUGGUGAUUUCUAUUUCUGUUUACAAGAAACUGAUAGUGGUGUAGCCCUAUUGAUUAAAUAUUGGACAGAAAAUAGAAUUGACCAACGUGUCAUCCAUGCCCCGCAAUACAGUUUCCUCUUCAGUAUGGACUGGUUAGAGGGAUAUACGGCACAAGAUACCAGCGAUGAGAAACUGAGCACGUUUCUUCAGCAUCUUCUUGUAUCCGUGGAAAGAGGAAUCGAAAGACUGGAGUGGAAAAGUGUUGUGAGACCGUGGACAUGCGACCAUAUUUAUUCAUCCUGCUGCCCUGUCGGACAGGUCGAUGUCAAAGAUAAUUCCAUACAGGCUGUUACAGAUGGGGAAACAACCAAAAAGCAUUCGUGUCAGCACCCGGAGGAGGAAGUCGAAGGGAAAAUAUCCGAAACAGGUAAAGAUAAUGAAAACAGGAUAAGUUCAGAUGGAUGCCAAAACGAGCAGACAACCUUACGUUCAAACUCCAUAGGCCAAGUCAAUCAAGACAUUCUUCAUUCCGGAGUCGCGUAUUUACCAGGGUCACGCGAUAUAAAAGGUCGAAGUAUGGUUGUGAUAUUUGGCACUCUUCUACAACAGAAAAUAGCACCAUCUGAACUGUGUCAAUUAUUAGCUUAUUACCACGCUGUGCCCACGCGAGAAGUCAUUCGUCGAGGGUUUUUAGUAUUGGUAGACGGAAGAGGAGCUCCUAAAGAUGUCUGGACUAUUUUAGACGAUACAUUUCGACUUCUUCAGAACAUCAUUCCUAAUUGCAUAAGUUUAGUGUUACUGUGGAAGGUGAAUGAUGAUUAUAAAGUAACCUUUCCUUGUAGCGAAAUUAAAUUUGAAGUUAUAAAUGAUCGAGAGAAACUUUUAACUUAUGUCAAAGAAGAGCAGCUACUGAGUGAAUUCGGUGGUAAAUACGUUUACGAUCACCAAGAAUGGAUUAGUUUCCGUAAAUUCUUGGAGCCUUUCGUCAGUAACUGCAGAAUAUCCGGUCGCCAUCUGGUUCGAGUUAUGCAGACAUUGAAGGCCAACCAGCUUCCUUCUUCCAGCACAGUAACGCACAAUCUGAUAGAAGAGCAGAAAUCACACAUCAAUAAGACCUUCCACGACGACCAGUUGCGCCAUCUGGAGGAAGAAGGAGACGCUAUUCUGAAAGAAUUGGAAUCUUACGGUACCCAAUCACCCCAUAACACCGAUUACAGGGAGUGUCUGGAGAAGACGAGUAACUUGUAUGGAGAAUUGAGAAAAUCGAUGGAUAAACUUGCCAAAUUAGCGGAUAAAAGACUUACAAGGUUGGAGGAAUGUCUUCAAGUUAAGAUGCUGGAAGAAGAAUCUAGUCAGGUGCUAACGUGGCUAUGCAGAAAAGGAGAGGAGAUGCUGAGUAAACAUCAAGCUGUUGCUGACUCUCUGGGUGGAAUAAAAGAUCAAGAAGAGGAAUUCGAAAAGUUCUAUUUUGUUGCAAUGACACAAAUUGAAAAAGGAAAUGAUCUGUUAGAAGAGGCAGCAAUGAUGGGUAUUGAAGCAUUAGCAGAGGCACCAAAUGUUUCGCCAGAAACUCCAAAUGAAUCUAAGAACAGUAAUAUAGGGGUCCAUGAACUCACAACUUCUCUAAAGAAUCGUCUAAACAGUUUUACAGAUCGUUUAGAAGAUACUAGAGAAAGACUGGAGGAUACUGCAAAGUGCUAUCAUCUUCUAGACAAGACAUACGAAUGGGCUUUAGAAACAAUGAGAUUUGUUUCACAUAUGACAAUGGACAAUCUGACAAAUCCUGAGGUGCUUAAUGAACUUAUAAAGCAUCUUCAAGAUUAUAUGGAUGAUCAUCCAGUUAUUCCAGAAGAAACAUUCCAGGAAAUGACAGACAUUGCAUUGAAAUUAGAAAAUGAAAGGCUUGUAGAUCAAUGUAAAACUGCUCACACAAGAUGCCAAGAAACAGUUGAAUUGAUUCAAACUAGACUGACUACUUUACAAAAAGUAAAACAUCAACUAGAAUCUGAAUCUUGUCAACAAUUAUGGGAUGAAGAUGAAGCUCCCACUCCACGUACUUCUCGUUCCAAAUCACAUCCAGGAACUUUAUGGGUGCCACACCUGAGCAGCACACCAUUCCAUCCGAACAGUUUAGUUCAACCGUUUUGUCAAAGAAGAUCAUCACUUGCUACAAUGGUAUCGCAGCCAUAUAGCUCUUCAAUAGGUUCUUACACUUCUUUUCCCAGCAACUAUUAUUUGAUUGUUGAUCAUAAAGAUAAUCAUCCAAUAGACUAUUAUUUACCAGAUAAGGAACAACAAAUUUUUAGUCAUGGACUCAUUACUGAUGAUUUGACAACUCAGGGUCCCAUUGCAUCUAUACCUCGAACUCUGUUAGAAGCAAGAAGUAUACGUACGGGUGCUUCUUCUACAUUAUCUAGUAACACAAAGAGCAAUAUUAGCAACAGUUGCAGCUCAAAGACUAAUAGUUUAGAUUCAGAAACUUGUAGCCAUAUAAGCAUUCCUUACUUUCAGCCAGUUAAAAAAUAUCUGAAAAGGGGACACACUUGGCAAAUGUGUGAAGAAGCACUGGAGAGAGCAAAGAAGGAAGUAAAACAACAGAAUGAGAGGUUAAAAAUAAAAAAAGUUUUACCUGGAACAAGUGGGAGUAGUAAUGAAAGUAUUACAAGCAUCCCUGAAAAUGAUGAUUCUAGAAUCAGUGAAAAUUGUUCUAGGAUGCCACUGACACAUACACAGUCUGAUCCUCUAAAGGGACCAGUUCCUGUUAAUAGUCACUUACUUACAAGAGCAUCUAGUUUGGAACUACAAGAUGCAAGUGUUACGGAUGGACAGAUCAAUGAAGAUCAGAUCAAAACUAAAAAGUAUGUUUUUAUAUACAUUUUUUCUUGUGAAAAUUACAUCCCCGAACUUUCCCGAGAGGAUAUUCCUCAAGCACUUCGAGGACACAGAAACACCAUUUUCAGCAAUAUAGAAAAAAUAUAUGAAUUUCAUAAUCAGUAUUUCCUUCAAGAACUUACACAGAGUGAAAAUAUACCAUUCAGUGUGGGACAGUGUUUUCUACGUUAUGAACCAAAACUCAAUCUUUAUGCUUUAUAUAAUAAAAACAAACCAAAAUCUGAUGCCUUAAUGUCUGAAUAUGGAACACAGUUUUUUAGGAAAAAACAACUGGAACUGGGUGAUAAAAUGGAUUUAGCCAGUUAUUUAUUAAAGCCAGUUCAAAGAAUGGGAAAAUAUGCUUUAUUAUUAAAACAAUUAUUAAAAGAAUGUCCUGAACGAGAUGCAGAAUAUCAAGAUUUGAAGGCUGCAGAAGAAUUAGUACGUUUCCAGUUAAGACAUGGAAAUGAUCUUCUUGCAAUGGAUGCACUUCGAGACUGCGAUGUUAAUGUAAAAGAACAAGGACAAUUAUUAAGACAAGACGAAUUUCUAGUUUGGCAAGGAAGAUCAAGGAAAUCAUUGCGGCGUGUAUUUUUGUUUGAGGAUUUAAUCCUUUUCAGUAAAACUCGUCGUGAUCCUGAGAGGAAAGGUCAUGAAAUAUAUCAAUACAAACAUAGUAUUAAGACAACUGAUAUAGGCUUAACAGAACAAAUUGGUGAUAGUCCUACUAAAUUUGAAAUAUGGUUUAGAAAGAGAAAAUUGAAUGAUGUAUAUAUUCUUCAAGCACCAACAGCAGAAAUAAAGAUAGCAUGGUCCCAAGAGAUAUCAAAACUACUUUGGAAACAGGCCUUACGAAACAGAGAAUUGCGCCUAGCCGAGAUGUCAUCUAUGGGAAUAGGAAAUAAACCAUGUUUAGAUAUAAAACCUAGUGAAGAUCAAAUUAAUGAUAGAUCUGUUAAUAUUCAACAACUAGUAAAAAACCAUCGAUUCAGAAAUUCAAUAGCAGUAUCAUCAUUUGAUCAACUGCGAAAUAAAAGACCACAUUCAAUUAUAUCUGUCAGUAGUUCCUCCUCUUCUGGAAGUAGUCAGUCAUCUCUACCUUUUUAUGGUGCACUUAAUUUAGGAUUUGAACCAGGAGAUAGUCCUCGUCCACUUCAUAGGUCUUUGACCCAACAGUCUCAAUGUUCUACAGAAAGUGGAUUUUGCACUGAUGUUAGUUUAGCAGGAGAUAGCCCUCCUGACACAGAACAUAUAAAACACCAUAAAAAAGCUGAAAGAAGUGAUAGUUUACUUUCUAGUGAUUCUUUAUUAUUAGAAGUUGGUGAAGCAGAAUUCAUUUCUUCCACAGAUAGUGAACAAGCAUUAUCACAAAAUGUAACAGCAUCUAUGUAAUACAAUUAUAUGUGGAAGGUAUCUAUUUAUCAAGCUGCUAUAUCUUAUUUAUUCAUUCAAGUAGAGUGAAGCAGAACUGGCAGCAAGACUGGUAGCUUGACAACUAUCAGUUUCUCAGAAUCUAGCCACAGCAAUGUGCCAUAUAUUUUCCAUUGGCAGAGCAGAACUACGUUAAAUUCUCGACAGCAAUGCCGAACACUUCGAACAAGUUUUUAAGUUUUUGCCUCAUCUUGUCUGGCAAAACUGAAAGCAAAUAUAUAAAAACAAAAAACUGGCAAUUAAUUCUUUGGAAAAAUUUCAGUGAAAGUUAAAGCACUGAUACCAUUUUUGUGCCUUUCUUAAAUUUUAUUAUAUAAAAAAAAA